AUAUGGGAUCAUUUCCGGUUCUAGGUGGGGACUUCCGGUUGUGGUCGGGUUGCUCUUAUUUUCAAAGCAGGGUUAUUUUUCAUUUCAUUUAUUUAUUCUUUAGGAAAAGCUUAAAUAAUGCGACAUGAAUCAUUUUACUUAAACUGCCAUUUCUAAACAUAAAGUUUAAAGAGAGAACAUAAAGAGUGCUCGUUUAAUUUUGAAAUUCUGAAAGCGGAAGAGGCUGUCUCAUAUCCGGUAAAGUUUGUAAACAAACCCGGUUUCAAUAUAAAUUUAGUAAGAAGGAUGACAUUUAUCCUUGUAAUGUUUUAGAGGGGUUUCUUACUGCGGGAGUUUCGGGUGAAUGGAUGACAAACGGUGUCCGGGUCUCGGAGGAAACUCCGACUGGAUGUCGCGUCUCCCGGAAGAGCUGCUGGAUGUCCCGCUAUGGAACCUGGCUCUGCCUGGAAGCCACGACACCAUGUCGUUCUGCCUGGACGUUUUCUCCCCGGUUCUCAGCUCCGAGUCCUUCCUCCUCAGACUCACCGACCUGCUGUUUCCCUGCUGCACUCGGCCCUGCAUUUAUCGCUGGGCCACAACGCAGCAGUCCAUCCUUGCUGAUCAGAGCGAUCUUGGCGUUCGGUUCUUCGACCUGCGAAUUGCCAAAAAGCCAGCAAGCGGCAGCGACCUCUUCUUUGCUCACGGCGUCUACACUCUCAUGACGGUUAAGGAAGCUCUGAAGGACCUGGCGACGUGGUUAGAGGCUCACCCAAAAGAGAUCGUAGUUAUCUCUUGCUCUCAUUUCGACUCGAUGACAAACGAAGAUCACGUCCAUCUGGUGGAGUUCAUCCUUAUUCUUUUCAACUUGAAGCUCUGCUCUUCAAAGAAUGUUCCCACGCUGCGUUCCUGUUGGUCCAGAGGUCAACAGGUCAUUAUUUCUUAUGAAAAUGAUGCAAUGCUACUGGAGCACCCAGAACUGUGGAAGGCCAUACCGUACUGGUAUGCGGAUAGCCCUAACCCAAAGAAGGUGAUUAGUUAUCUGGAGACGCAAAAACUCAAAGGAAGACCAGCUGGUUUUUAUGUCAGCGGCCUGAACCUGACAGAAGAUGCCUCUUAUGUCGCUCUUCAUCCCUGCCAGACCAUGAGGAAGAUGACAACGGAGGCUCUCCCGCUGCUUCUGCGCUGGACAGAGGCCCAGCGACCAGGGCCUGAGCCAGACAGGAUCAACAUUGUUUGCUGUGACUUUGUAAAUGUCAGUGAGUUCUGCUCCGUCGUGAUUGGCCUGAACUACUAAUUAGUCUAGACUCUUGCAGCUAAGGGUGUAUUCUGACUGGACACAUUUGGUUCACUUAAAGUGAUUUUCCCCCUAGAAAUCCAGAACAAGUUUUAGUCUGAAUACACCCAAGUGAAUCCUGGUUCAGGACCAGGAACAGAUCUUCUUUCGAGGGGAUCUUGGUUUGGACUGAGGUUUGGUUUUUCCUCAGUCUGAAUUGGCUCUAAGCUUGGAGUGGAGCAACUGGACCAAAACGGCCACCGUAGCCGGGCUAUACGGGGUAUAAAUAGAAUAGCGGAGCAACGAUGAGACACAGCAACUCAUUGAAAUGUGGUCGGAUGAAUGCAGACUCGUGAAACCAACUUCUAAUACGAUACUCAUUGAUUCUCACAAACUGUUUUGCCGACCAUCCAUACAUCACAGUAACUGUCUAGCAGCAUGCCUCCACCGUAACAAAGUAUCAGUAAAUAGUGUCAUACCUGACGUUGAUAGAGUUGUUCAGUAUUGGGCAACGAAAUAUAAAGUUUGAAUAAGGGAUAACAAAGUAUAGGACUUCCAAUAUUCUUUCUCUAGUUGCUUUGCCCCGCCCUCAUAAUUCCUGUCCAAUGACUGAAGAGAUCUUAAGUCAAGUGGUUUUGUUUACAAACUUUGGUUCGAAGCAGAAAUGUCUGCUUUACUUUAGCAGUAUAAAUACACUAUUGACUAAACAAGACAACUGGUUAAUAGACUUCCCAUUUUGAAAAGUACAUUUUACUUCCCUCCAGUAAAUCACACUGCCUCUGUAAUUCUUUUUAAUGUUAUUUUAUUCCAAAACAAAGAAUUUCACACUAAAUCUUAAUUCCUUUCAUGAGAAUUUUUAAAAAAUGCAUAUUGUUCUUUGAAUUGUUACAUAAAGCACUAAAAGCUGUUACUAGCGUUUUUCCAAUUUACCCUUUCUAUGCAGCAAAUGUUGGAAAAACAUCUUAAAAUCUUCAUAAAAAAAUGAGGAAAAUAGCAGAGGCAGAGAUCACUUCUAUUUUUUAUACAACACACAUAUUUAGGUAAAGAUUUGAUCUGUGUUGUUUACUGUACUUUUUAAUGUUAAAAGUUUUUUUUUAUUUUAUUACAAAAGGAAGAAAAUGUUUGUAAAGUAAAUAAAAUGUUUUACAUGUGAAUUUUUAUUGUUUAACAAAAUAAAACUGCCAAUAAUGAAAUUUUUCAUUCAUUGAAAGUUGUACAAACUAUGUUUAUUGUGAAACUAAUUUGUGUUUUGUUUCUGAUGUUGCAAAGUUAGGGUUAGGAAGGAAUACUUCAAGGACCACCUCUGUCCUGCUGACACGCCUUCUGUUGAGGAAUCAGAGGUUGAGGGUGGAGUUCUUCAUCACCCAAGCUGAGGUCACUAAGGUAGUCAAAGAGCUCCUCGGUAGCCAGGCCCCGAUGAAUUCCGCCCGAGUACCUAAAGUCUCUAAAUGUUUUGGGAGUGUCUUGUCUGACGUCUCUGCAGCAUUUUGUGGCAGACGGGAACCGUACCCCUGGACUGGCAGACUGGGGUUGUGGUUCCCCCUUUCAAGAAGAGGGACCGGAGGGUGGAACGGUAGACCAGCUCCACACCCUCUUUAGGGUGCUGGGGGUUCAUGGGAGUUCAUUGAUCCAGUCAAGAUGUGUUUUGCGGAUUUGGAGAAGGCGUUCGAAUGCGUCCCCCGUGGUGUCCUG
Molecule: messenger RNA, 2944 nt
Organism: Oryzias melastigma (Indian medaka)
Lineage: Eukaryota; Metazoa; Chordata; Actinopteri; Beloniformes; Adrianichthyidae
Product: PI-PLC X domain-containing protein 1
Exons: 7
Coding region: 344-1273 (309 amino acids)
Biological process (GO): lipid metabolic process
Molecular function (GO): phosphoric diester hydrolase activity
Source: RefSeq, a predicted model, not a curated record